AUGAAGCCAGGCCCGCUGCCCGAGGCCAAGACCAUCACGGUGUAUAGGAAUGGAGACGGGUUCUUUGUGGGCCGGAGGGUCGUGGUCAGUGCGCGGUUCUCCAGUCUGGAUGUGUUGUUGGAUCACCUGUCAUCAGUGCGCUCUGGGGCCGGGACCGGGGCUGGAGUGCAGUUUGGGGCCGUGAGGAAACUGUUCUCCCUGCGGGGUCUGAGGCUGCGGAGGCUGCAGCAGCUGGAGGCUGGAGGGAGGUACGUGGCGGCGGGCAACGAGAGCUUCAAACACCUGGAUUACUCUGAAAUAACAGCCAAGACGCCGCAGAUGAGACUAAACGUGCAGAUACUCCCUGUCGUCCAGAAUCAGAGCCAGAGCCAGGCCUCUUCUCGCUGGGGCAAAACCAAAGAUGGCACCUGCACGAUACAUGUUUUCAGGAACGGGGAGGUUUUGUUUCCUCCGGUGAGAGUGCGUAUCCCCAAAUACACACUGAAAAGCUGGGAUAAUGUUUUGGCCAUGGUGGCGGAGAAAGUGAGGCUUCGCACAGGAGCGGUGCAGAGACUAUGCACAGUGGAAGGCCGGCCUCUGUCUAGUCCAGCUCAGCUCAGAAACCAGCAGCACUAUGUGGCGGUGGGAGCAGAGAGGUUUAAAGCCCUCCCGUACGACCAGCGUCUCUACAACAGACCUCUCAGCAACAAGAACAGCUCGUAUGGAUUUGGAAGACAAAGUAAAACACAAAACUCGUUGGUGCCUGUGCACUUGUCAAGAGAAUAUGGGAAUACCAGUCUCCAGACGGGGGCAGCAGAGAGGCGGCAGCCCGGAGCCUCCUCAUUCCUCGGAGGCAGUGUGUUUGCGCCACAGAGAAGGAGGAGUGAAAUAGCUGGAGCUGCAGAGGUGAAAGAGGAACAGCUCACCUUCAUGCCCAUUGACCAGACUGAACCCAAAACAUUGGGAGAAGACAGAGUCCUCAGCUGUGUGCAGGGCCCCGCAUGUCUGCACAUUCAUUUGAACGUGACAGACCAUGUCCAGUCUGUGGCACUCGCCGCCCCAAAGAUCCACAAAUGA
Molecule: messenger RNA, 1056 nt
Organism: Knipowitschia caucasica
Lineage: Eukaryota; Metazoa; Chordata; Actinopteri; Gobiiformes; Gobiidae
Source: the annotation of a GenBank genome assembly